AUGUGGUGCGAUCCACCUUCAGUAAUAACGGCUGAUAUAAUACAGCCAUCACAAACGAAUUGGACAAUGUCUUUUUCAUCAACAAUUAAUGAUAAACAACAAUUAUCAUUUAUUUAUCAACCAGGUGUUGGAUUAUAUGAUAAAAAAAUUGAUAUGGAUCAAGAUUUACGAAUAACAUCAACAAUAACUGAUGUUGAUGAAAGAAUACAAUCAUUUGAACUUUCACCAUCAUCAUCAUCAACAUUUACAUCUGAUGUUGAUCAUCGCUGGUCAUCAUCCUCAUCAUCAUCUAUUGAAUCUCCAUCUCGUAAUAUAAAAACAAAUAAUUUAUAUAAAUCAUAUUUAAGACGACAAAAUGAACAAGAUUCAUUACCAAUUCGUGAAAAAUUAUUUUCAUCAGAUGAUAUAUUGUCAGAUAAAACAAAAAAAAAUCCAUCAACAAAUAAUACAAAUUAUCAUAUGAAAUCUAUUGAUGUUAAUAUAACAACAAAUCAAGAAAAUAAUCAAAAACGAAAAUUUGAUCAGAAUGUCUAUACUAAUAAAAAACUUCGUCAUUCAUCUUCAUCCAUAAUAAAAAAUCAUUUACAGUCUAAUGAACAAAAACAAUGUGAAAUAUUUUCAAAAUCUUCAAAUUCAAAUAUUUCAAUAGAUGAAAAUUUUAAAUGUGAAAAAAAUUUACUUGACGAAGAACUUGAUGGUCAAAAAACAAAUUUAAUAACAAUCGAAGAAAAACGAUCUAAACAACAAUUAUCAGCAAUUAAACUUCGGUCAAAUUCAAACGAACGAAUACAAAAACAAUCUAUUACAACAAUAAUAAAAAAUAUUCCAAUGGUAAAAAAAUCAUCAUCGGAAAAUCCAAAAUCAGAUAUAAUAUCAACUGAAAAAGAAAUUCUUCCAAUACUUUCACAAGGUUUAUUACUUUGUCCUAAAGAAGAACCAAUAAAAAAGAAAAAGAAAAAGAAAAUAGCAUCAACUAUUAUUUCCAAUACUGAAUCACUUGAUGAUGAUUACGUACUUGAUUCAAUUCUAUUUAAUGAAAUGCAGUCAGUUCAACAACAAUGGUCGCAAUUUUUAAUAUUAACUAUGGAAAAAGAGUUACAUAUUAAUCCAUCUGAUGGAAAAAAGAAAUUAAAACAAAAUAAAUUUAAUCGUACAAAUGAAUUUGUAUUAUCUCAUGAUAGUUUAUAUGAUUUCGAAGGAAUGAAGCAUUGGUGUCCAACAUCUAGAUUAAUAAUAAUGUCAAUUGCUUCUCCAACAACAACAACAACAACAACAACAACGAUGAAUAAUAAUUCAUCACCAUCAUCAAAUCCUCUAACAACACUUUUACAUUCAAUAACUAAAAAACGUUCAAUAUCACCAAUUGUUCAACGUUUUGUUAAUUUAUGUGUUAAUCAAAAUAAACAAAAUGAUAUAAAUUCUUUACCAUCAUCAAAUAUAAAUGAACAUACAGAAAAAAUAAUAAGAAAUUUAGUAAAAAAAUUAACAAAAUUAAAAAAAAAAUGGUUCAAUUCAAGAACAAAAUGUGUAACAAUACCAAGAUCACUUGAUGUUCCACCGAAUCAAUCAUCGAAAUCUAAUUCUGUUGUUAUCUAUUGUCGUCUAUGGCGUUGGCCAGAUUUAUCAAAUCAAAAUGAACUUAAACCAGUUGAUUAUUGUCCAAAUGCAUUUCAUUAUUCUCGAGAUGAUAUUUGUAUUAAUCCAUUUCAUUAUGAACGUGUACCAGUUAAAUAUUCUGUUUAUGUUCCACAUUUACCACCGGAAGCAUUUCGUGAUAUGCCUGAUUUACGUUCAGCUUCAACAAAUGAUAUUUUACCAAAUCAAAUACCAGAAAAUACAACAUAUCAAACAACUAUUGACCAACAACAAUCACCAUCAUCAUAUCAAUUAUCACCUGGAAGUAUCAGUUCACAAGAUUCUCUUCUUUCACCUCCUGGUACAACUCAUAAUGAUGAAAAUAAUCAAAAUUCUCAUGACACUCGAAUGGAGAUUGAACUUGUUCCACCUGUAUCAACCGAAACAAAUUCUAUCUAUUCCCAACAACAACAACAACAGCAACAGCAACAGCUACAGCAACAGCUACAACAACAGCAACAAUCAAUAUCAACAAUAUCCCCUCAUCCAUCUCAAUAUUCCAUAACAAAUGGUGAACAAGUACCAUUUGAAGAACCUCAUGAAUGGUGUCUUAUAUCAUAUUAUGAAAUGUCAACACGUGUUGGUGAACAAUUUCAUGCAACACAACCACAAGUUAUCAUUGAUGGUUUUACUGAUCCAUCGAAUGCUGAACGUUUUUGUUUGGGUGGUUUAACAAAUGUUCAUAGAACAUUUGAAAUAGAUAAAGCACGUCGUCAUAUUGGACGUGGUGUUAAAUUAUUUCAUAUACGUGGAAAUGUUUUUGCUGAAUGUAUAUCAGAUAAUGCUGUUUUUGUUCAAAGUCCAAUAACAAAUCGAAGAUUAUCAUGGCAUCCAGCAACUGUUUGUAAAAUUCCACCAAAAGUUCGACUGAAAAUUUUCGAUAGUGAUGAUUUUACACAAAUACUUAGUAGUGCUGUUCAUGAAAGUUAUGAAGCUGUUUAUAAUCUCAUGAGAAUGUGUAUCAUUCGAAUGAGUUUUGUUAAAGGAUGGGGUGUUGAAUAUAGACGUCAAGCAGUAACAUGUACUCCAUGUUGGGUAGAAAUUCAUUUAGAAGGUCCAUUGAAAUGGCUUGAUACGGUACUUUCUACAAUGCGUGGUCCAACACAAUCGAUUACGAGUGUUUCAUGA
Rotaria sordida is the source of this 2763-nucleotide messenger RNA. The record is from the annotation of a GenBank genome assembly. NCBI's taxonomy places the organism in Eukaryota, Metazoa, Rotifera, Eurotatoria, Philodinida, Philodinidae.